AUGUCUCAUGAAAAGGUCUCACAGGAAAGCUCGUCUUCAUGGGAUUCAUCAGAGUCGACUGGAAACAAUGAUGGGGAGUCGUCUUUAUCAACAAGCGAAACAAAUUCUGGUUCAUCAGAAACAAUUGGCUCUAAUGACUCACAAAAUAAGAGUGACUCCUCAAAUGAAAGUUCUGAGUCUUCUGAAGACUCGAGUUCAAAGAAUGAUAAAGGAAACAAAAGUGAUUCUCAUUCGAAAGAAAAAGGCCACCAUGGAUCAUUAAACCAUUCUCAUUCAAAAGAAAAGGGCCAUCAUGGUUCACACGAAGGCCAUGGCCACUCUGGUUAUGGCAAAGGGAAUUCCCAUUCUAAAGAAAGGGAUCAUCAUGGAUCUCACAAAGGAGGCCAAUCAAAAGAAAGUUCAGAAUCUGUAGAAAACGGUCAUGGGUCAAUUAGCCAAUCAGGUUAUGGCAAAGGCGAAUCAAAAUCUUCAGAAAAAGGGCAUUAUGGGUCACAUAAUCACUCUGGUUAUGGAAACCGACAUUCUCAUUCGAAAGAAGAGGGUCAUCAUGGUUCACAUGGAGGCCAUGGCCACUCUGGUUAUGGCAAAGGGAAUUCCCAUUCUAAAGAAAAGGAUCAUCAUGGAUCUCACAAAGGAAGCCAUUCGAAAGAAAGUUCAGAAUCUGCAGAAAACGGCCAUGGGUCAUUUAGCCAAUCGGGUUAUGGCAAAGGCGAAUUUAAAUCUUCAGAAAAAGGGCAUCAUGGGUCAUUGACCCAGGGAGGAGGAGAGUCCCAUUCUAAAGAAAAAUCAGAGUCAACUGAAAAAGGACAUGGAUCAUUAAGCCACUCUGGUUAUGGCAAAGGGAAUUCCCAUUCUAAAGAAAAGGAUCAUCAUGGAUCUCACAAAGAAAGCCAUUCGAAAGAAAGUUCAGAAUCUGCAGAAAACGACCAUGGGUCAUUUAGCCAAUCGGGUGAUGGCAAAGGCGAAUUUAAAUCUUCAGAAAAAGGGCAUCAUGGGUCAUUGACCCAGGGAGGAGGAGAGUCCCAUUCUAAAGAAAAAUCGGGGUCAACUGAAAAAGGACAUGGAUCAUUAAGCCACUCUGGUUAUGGCAAAGGGAAUUCCCAUUCUAAAGAAAAGGAUCAUCAUGGAUCUCACAAAGGAAGCCAUUCGAAAGAAAGUUCAGAAUCUGCAGAAAACGGCCAUGGGUCAUUUAGCCAAUCGGGUGAUGGCAAAGGCGAAUUUAAAUCUUCAGAAAAAGGGCAUCAUGGGCCAUUGACCCAGGGAAGAGGAGAGUCCCAUUCUAAAGAAAAAUCAGAGUCAACUGAAAAGGGACAUGGAUCAUUAAGCCACUCUGGUUAUGGCAAAGGGAAUUCCCAUUCUAAAGAAAAGGAUCAUCAUGGAUCUCACAAAGGAAGCGAAUCGAAAGAAAGUUCAGAAUCUGGGUCAUUUAGCCAAUCGGGUUAUGGAAAAGGCGAAUUUAAAUCUUCAGAAAAAGGGCAUCAUGGGUCAUUGACCCAGGGAGGAGGAGAGUCCCAUUCUAAAGAAAAAUCGGGGUCAACUGAAAAAGGACAUGGAUCAUUAAGCCACUCUGGUUAUGGCAAAGGGAAUUCCCAUUCUAAAGAAAAGGAUCAUCAUGGAUCUCACAAAGGAAGCCAUUCGAAAGAAAGUUCAGAAUCUGCAGAAAACGGCCAUGGGUCAUUUAGCCAAUCGGGUGAUGGCAAAGGCGAAUUUAAAUCUUCAGAAAAAGGGCAUCAUGGGCCAUUGACCCAGGGAAGAGGAGAGUCCCAUUCUAAAGAAAAAUCAGAGUCAACUGAAAAGGGACAUGGAUCAUUAAGCCACUCUGGUUAUGGCAAAGGGAAUUCCCAUUCUAAAGAAAAGGAUCAUCAUGGAUCUCACAAAGGAAGCGAAUCGAAAGAAAGUUCAGAAUCUGGGUCAUUUAGCCAAUCGGGUUAUGGAAAAGGCGAAUUUAAAUCUUCAGAAAAAGGGCAUCAUGGGUCAUUGACCCAGGGAGGAGGAGAGUCCCAUUCUAAAGAAAAAUCAGAGUCAACUGAAAAAGGACAUGGAUCAUUAAGCCACUCUGGUUAUGGCAAAGGGAAUUCCCAUUCUAAAGAAAAGGAUCAUCAUGGAUCUCACAAAGAAAGCCAUUCGAAAGAAAGUUCAGAAUCUGCAGAAAACGGCCAUGGAUUAUUUAGCCAAUCGGGUGAUGGCAAAGGCGAAUUUAAAUCUUUAGAAAAAGGGCAUCAUGGGUCAUUGACCCAGGGAGGAGGAGAGUCUCAUUCUAAAGAAAAAUCAGGGUCAACUGAAAAAGGGCAUGGAUCAUUAAGCCACUCUGGUUAUGGUAAAGGGAAUUCCCAUUCUAAAGAAAAGGAUCAUCAUGGAUCUCACAAAGGAAGGCAUUCGAAAGAAAGUUCAGAAUCUGCAGAAAACGGCCAUGGGUCAUUUAGCCAAUCGGGUUAUGGCAAAGGCGAAUUUAAAUCUUCAGAAAAAGGGCAUCAUGCGUCAUUGACUCAGGGAGGAGGAGAGUCCCAUUCUAAAGAAAAAUCAGAGUCAACUAAAAACGGCUAUGGAUCAGUCAGCCACUCUGGUUAUGGCAAAGGGAAUUCCCAUUCUAAAGAAAAGGAUCAUCAUGGAUCUCACAAAGGAAGCCAUUCGAAAGAAAGUUCAGAAUCUGCAGAAAACGACCAUGGGUCAUUUAGCCAAUCGGGUUAUGGCAAAGGCGAAUUUAAAUCUUCAGAAAAAGGGCAUCGUGGGUCAUUGACCAAGGGAGGAGGAGAGUCCCAUUCUAAAGAAAAAUCAGGGUCAACUAAAAAUGGUCAUGGAUCAGUCAGCCACUCUGGUUAUGACAAAGGGAAUUUCCAUACUAAUGAAAAGGAUCACCAUGGAUCUCACAAAGGAAGUCAAUCGAAAGAAAGUUCAGAAUCUGGGUCAUUUAGCCAAUCGGGUUUUGGCAAAGGCGAAUUUAAAUCUGCAGAAAAAGGGCAUCAUGGGUCAUUGACCCAAGGAGGGGAAGAGUCCCAUUCUAAAGAAAAAUCAGAGUCAACUGAAAAAGGACAUGGAUCAUUAAGCCACUCUGGUGAUGGCAAACGGAAUUCCCAUUCUAAAGAAAGGGAUCAUCAUGAAUCUCCCAUAGGAAGCCAUUCGAAAGAAAGUUCAGAAUCUGUAGAAAACGGCCAUGGGUCAUUUAGCCAAUCGGGUUAUGGCAAUGGCGAAUUUAAAUCUUCAGAAAAAGAGUCCCAUUCUGAAGAAAAAUCAGAGUCAACCACAAACGGCCAUGGAUCAGUCAGCCACUCUGGUUAUGGGAAAGGGAAUUCUCAUUCUAAAGAAAAAGGUCAUCAUGGAUCACACAAAGGAAGCCAAUCGAAAGAAAAGUCUGAGUCUAUAGAAAAUGACCGCUGGUCAUUUGGCCAAUCGGGUUACGGCAAAGGUAAUUCUCAAACUACCGAUAAAGCUUACAACAAAGGGGCAUUGAACCCCGGGAAUGAAAAGUCCCAUUCAAAAGAGAAUUCAGAGUCUACAGAAAAGGGCAACCAUGGUUCAUUAAACCACUCUGGAUAUGGCAAAGAGGAGUCUCAUUCUAGAGAAAAAGAUCAGUAUGGCAAAAAUACCCAUUAUGGAGAAAAACACGGGAAAAAUUCCAAAGACGUUGAAAAGACCGACAAAUCCAAAGAAGAGAGUGACAUAUGGGCAUUUGGCAACUAUAAACCUCACACUUGGGAAGGGUCAUCGAAUUCUAACAAACAGAAACAUUCUGAGAGGUAUACAAAUAAUAGUUCAAAAUCAUCAGAAAAAUCCCAUUUAUCCACUCCCGAGGAAGAUUUGAGCAAAUCACAUAAUUCAAAAUAUGAACAAAUAAUGGAUAAGUCAAAAGAAACAUCCAAGUCUUCGGAGGAUUCAAAAGCACAGAAUAAUAAGUCGGGAAAGGAAACCAACAAAUGGUCGCAACAUAGAACAAGAUAUGCCAGACAUAUUUCAAAUAUUCCCGGAAGUUUUGUAGCCUCAAAGAAGGGAAACAACUCGCAUCUAUCAAGAAGAUAUAUCCGGAAAUUAUCACAUAACAAAUCUGUAUAUGUUGUCCCAAAGCCACAAGAGACCGUCUCAGAUACAAUGGAGUACAUAACUAACGGAAGAAAUGGCUUUGUGGUUAAAUCUCAUCGCAAUGGCAAUGGGCAAAGAGAACUCAAAUACUACACUGUCAAUCGAGCAAAUUGCAGGGGAUUUCUAAAGUGGGAAAUAAUAAGGUUUAGGCACUCCAGAUAG
This is a messenger RNA of Musca vetustissima, 4236 nucleotides long. Its product is annotated as hornerin-like. Bases 1 to 4236 code for a protein of 1411 amino acids. The transcript has a single exon. NCBI's taxonomy places the organism in Eukaryota, Metazoa, Arthropoda, Insecta, Diptera, Muscidae. The record is from RefSeq and is a predicted model, not a curated record.